AUGGCGAGGCCGAUGGCGGCGACGCAGAUGGUGAAGCCGAUGUCGGCGGUGGCGACGGCGAGAUCCGACGAAGGCGCUAGCGAGGGAGAGGCGGUCGAUGGCGGCGGCGAGGGCGAGGCGGACGGCGGCGGCGGCGACGGUGAGGCCGAUGUCGGCGGUGGCGACGAUGAGGCCGACGUAGACGGUGGCGAAGGUGAGGCCGAAGGAGGCGGCGCCGAAGGCGAGGUGGACGACGGCGGCGUCGACGGUGGCGGUGACGACGGCGAGGCGGACGGUGGCGGCGGCGAGGGCGAGGCGGACGGCGGCGGCGGAGACGGUGAGGCAGAUGGAGGAGGUGGCGACGGUGAGGCGGAGGGAGGCGGUGGCGAGGGCGAGGCGGAAGGAGACGGCGGCGAGGGCGAGGCGGACGGCGGCGGCGUUGACGGUGGCGGCGGCGAGGGCGAGGCGUACGGCGGCGGCGGCGAGGGCGAGGCGGACGGCGGCGGCGGAGACGGUGAGGCAGAUGGAGGAGGUGGCGACGGUGAGGCGGAGGGAGGCGGUGGCGAGGGCGAGGCGGAAGGAGGCGGCGGCGAGGGCGAGGCGGACGGCGGCGGCGUUGACGGUGGCGGCGGCGAGGGCGAGGCGGACGGCGGCGGCGGAGACGGUGAGGCGGAUGGAGGAGGUGGCGACGGUGAGGCGGAGGGAGGCGGUGGCGAGGGCGAGGCGGAAGGAGGCGGUGGCGAGGGCGAGGCGGACGGCGGCGGCGGAGACGGUGAGGCAGAUGGAGGAGGUGGCGACGGCGGCAACGGCGAGGGCGAGGCGGACGGCGGCGGCGGCGAGGGCGAGGCGGACGGCGGCGGCGGAGACGGUGGCGGCGGCGAGGGCGAGGCGGACGGCGGCGGCGGCGAGGGCGAGGCGGACGGCGGCGGCGGAGACG
Molecule: messenger RNA, 916 nt
Organism: Emiliania huxleyi CCMP1516
Lineage: Eukaryota; Haptophyta; Isochrysidales; Noelaerhabdaceae
Exons: 1
Source: RefSeq, a predicted model, not a curated record